Molecule: messenger RNA, 209 nt
Organism: Staurois parvus
Lineage: Eukaryota; Metazoa; Chordata; Amphibia; Anura; Ranidae
Source: the annotation of a GenBank genome assembly
UGCCCCAUCGUUGGUGUCAGUGGGGGGAGGAAUAGUGCCCCAUCGUUGGUGUCAGUGGGGGGAGGAAUAGUGCCCCAUCGUUGGUGUCAGUGGGGGAGGAAUAGUGCCCCAUCGUUGGUGUCAGUUGGGGGAGGAAUAGUGCCCCAUCGUUGGUGUCAGUGGGGGGAGGAAUAGUGCCCCAUCGUUGGUGUCAGUGGGGGGAGGAAUAG